Molecule: messenger RNA, 402 nt
Organism: Naegleria gruberi
Lineage: Eukaryota; Heterolobosea; Eutetramitea; Acrasida; Naegleriidae
Exons: 1
Coding region: 1-402 (133 amino acids)
Source: RefSeq, a predicted model, not a curated record
AUGUUUAUUCCAAUGAUGAUGAAAAGACCAAUUGAUGAUAGACAAAUUAUUGGAGUUAAAGAAUUGUCUCAAUCAUCGCUUGAUUAUAUACUUGAUUAUUUGGAAAGAACCAAAGUACCGAUUGUUAUUUGGACAACUCUGAAACAAAGAGAGCCAUUCUUUGUGGAAGAAGAAGUGUGGUAUGAUUAUUUAGAUAGAAAUUGUAUCAUUAAAUGGAAGAGUCCAGAACAUUGUGUCACUUUGGUCGGAUUCACAAAUGAAAAUGUCAUUGUCAAUGAUCCAGAUACAGGCAAACAAGAACAUUAUGAUAGGAAGAUAUUCGAGAAGAGAUUUAUUGAGAUGGGCUCCAUGGCCUUCUCUUUUACAAUUGAUGAGGGAGAUAAGUGUCUUAAUGAUUAUUGA